Mus musculus (house mouse) is the source of this 1365-nucleotide messenger RNA. RefSeq names its product killer cell lectin-like receptor subfamily G, member 1 (gene Klrg1). The record is from RefSeq and is marked provisional. The coding region runs from base 23 to 589 and encodes 188 amino acids. Gene Ontology annotation, cellular component: plasma membrane. NCBI's taxonomy places the organism in Eukaryota, Metazoa, Chordata, Mammalia, Rodentia, Muridae. Gene Ontology annotation, molecular function: carbohydrate binding. The transcript has 5 exons.
GUGUGAAAGGGAUUUGGUAGAGAUGGCUGACAGCUCUAUCUAUUCAACACUAGAGCUGCCGGAGGCACCUCAAGUCCAAGAUGAGUCCAGAUGGAAGCUCAAAGCUGUCUUACACCGGCCCCAUCUUUCCCGCUUUGCAAUGGUGGCUUUGGGGCUUUUGACUGUGAUUCUCAUGAGUCUACUGAUGUAUCAACGGAUCCUGUGCUGCGGCUCCAAGGACUCUACAUGUUCCCACUGCCCCAGCUGCCCCAUCCUCUGGACGAGGAAUGGUAGCCACUGUUACUAUUUUUCAAUGGAGAAAAAGGACUGGAAUUCUAGUCUGAAAUUCUGUGCAGACAAAGGCUCACAUCUCCUUACAUUUCCGGACAACCAGGGAGUGAAGCUGUUUGGAGAGUACCUGGGUCAGGACUUUUACUGGAUCGGCUUGAGGAACAUUGAUGGCUGGAGGUGGGAAGGCGGCCCAGCGCUCAGCUUGAGGAUUCUUACCAACAGCUUGAUACAGAGGUGCGGUGCCAUUCACAGAAAUGGCCUCCAAGCCUCCAGUUGUGAAGUUGCUUUGCAGUGGAUCUGUAAGAAGGUCCUAUACUGAUGGAUGCCACUGUGUCCUGAGCCUCGGAUCUGCCACAUGUCUUUAAAAAGAGGGAAUGGGUCUGGGGAAUCUUUGUCUACAAAUGUGUGUUUAACAAAUGCCAAACCUGUUAUGAUAUGCCAUUAGACAGAGGAUUAGCAUACCUUUCUGGGGGUUGGCCUUUUCCUGUUGGGCUUUUUCCGCGACUGUUUAAGUAUUAGGCUAGCCAUUUAAAGCCUAAAUCUGGGCAAAUGAAAUGGAUAAAGUUUAUUUUAAUGGAUACCCACCCUGCAGAUAGCCACCCUGGCUCUCUCAUCCCUUCCUCUGCCAUCUCUGUCAAAGAUAUGUAGAAAACUAUUCAUCCUCAGAAGAAUGAACCCCUGCCGCAUUCAGUAACACGUUCCAUAGACAUCAACAAGACAGAAAGACGCAAACACCUCAUGUGCUCACUCCUGCUUGGGAGCUGACCGAGCUUGUGCCUGAGCUGUAGGGAGAAGUGCAGUGGUUACCGGAGUCCAGAGUGAUGGGGUGGGUGGUAGAGCUUAGGUAAUGGUUUGGCUGGUGUGGGGUGACAAUAACGAUCAAUAAUAGUUGUAUGGUUGCCAAUUUAUUGUGAGCUUCCAAAUAGCUAGGCGGAAGGACUGUGGGUGCUUCCGAAUGCCUGAAGGACAGGUAUGCUGAGCACGCCGACUGGAUCAUUUUCCACCCACACUGAAGUAUCACACUGUGCCUCAUAAAUGUGUACAAUCACUAUCUCUCCAUGAAAAUUAAAGAAGUCACAAUUAAAACGAAAAAAA